CCUCUACAAAUCAUCAUCGCAAAGCUACCUCACUUCUUAUUCUUCCUCUUCUCCUUCGGACCCUCAUCUCUUUCUCCUUCAACUUAAUUGAUCCGUUUCUUCAGCAAUCCAUCGUGGAAAUGAGUUCUGCAAGAGUUUCCAGCUUCACACAGGCAUUGUUGCUGGCUUCGCUCUUACUGUUCAUGACUGCAAUGUCUUGUGAGGCGCAUCUGACACCCAAGUACUACGCCAAGUCCUGCCCGCAAGCUCUCUCGACCAUCAGGGCUGCCGUGAGGCGCGCCGUCGAACGCGAGCGUCGCAUGGCGGCGUCGCUUAUCCGCCUCCAUUUCCAUGACUGCUUCGUUCAGGGAUGCGACGCGUCGCUCCUGCUCAAAGAUGCCGAGGGCAUCGUGAGCGAACAGAACGCGCCCCAGAACUUUAGAUCAGCGAGAGGGUUCGAAGUCAUCGACAGCAUCAAGUGGGCGGUCGAGAAGGUGUGCCCGGGAGUGGUUUCUUGCGCCGACAUCCUCGCCGUCGCAGCGCGGGACUCAUCGGAAUACGUUGGUGGCCCGACAUGGAAGGUGAAGCUUGGAAGAAGGGACUCCACCACUGCGGCCAACAAAGAUUUGGUCCAGAGAGACCUGCCCGUAGCGUUCGACAACCUCGAUGAGCUCAUCUCCUCGUUUGCUCGCCAAGGACUUAGCAUCAAAGACAUGGUUGCUCUGUCAGGUUCCCACACCAUCGGCCAAGCUCAGUGCGCCACCUUCCGGAACAGGAUCUACAACGAGCCCAACAUCGACCAUGGCUUCGCCGCCCUGCGACGCCGACGGUGCCCCUCGUCACAGGUCCUCGGCAACAGCACCCUGGCGCCGCUGGACCUGGUCACGCCCAACUCGUUCGACAACAACUACUACAAGAACCUCCUUCAGAAGAAGGGCCUGCUGCACUCCGACCAGGUGCUCCUCAGCCACGGGCCCACCGGCGACAUGGUGAAGUACUACAGCAAGAACCAGGCGGCUUUCUUCGCCGACUUCGCGGCCGCAAUGGUGAAGAUGGGCGACAUCGCCCCCCUCACUGGCUCAGCAGGGGAGGUCAGAAGGACUUGCAGCGCCAUCAACUGAUGCAUGGCUACCAUAUCAUUUGAUCCAUUCUGUAUACUAUUGCUUUGAAUAAACAAGAUGUCAAGUGUAAGUACA
Messenger RNA from Musa acuminata subsp. malaccensis (wild Malaysian banana), 1175 nucleotides. RefSeq names its product lignin-forming anionic peroxidase. Gene Ontology annotation, biological process: response to oxidative stress; hydrogen peroxide catabolic process. Gene Ontology annotation, molecular function: heme binding; peroxidase activity. The record is from RefSeq and is a predicted model, not a curated record. Lineage: Eukaryota; Viridiplantae; Streptophyta; Magnoliopsida; Zingiberales; Musaceae.